AAGCUCCCUGACCUUUCAAAGGCCUUAUGGGUUUCUGACAGUCUGUAUUUGCAUUCUCAAAAGCCAGACUCCACCAAAACCUUUCUAACAUCAAAAUCAGCCACUGCUUGUGAACUGCUGAAGUUAAUCUUGGUAAAACAUUAGUGUAAGCUUCUCCUGAACUUUGUGUAAAUUUUGUAAAUGAGUUAGUUCUUCCCCCCUGGCCCAAACCCUUAAAGCUGCUAGAUGACAUCGUACAAUAGUUGCAUCAUCAACGGCACUUGUCUUUGUAAGUCAGCAUCCUGACCCUCACCCAGCAAUUGUUCCUACAGUUUAUUUCCUCCUCUUGUCUGAUUAUGCUGUUCCAUGGCUGCUGCUGCUGCUGCUUUCCAUCAGGAUUCAUUGACCUAUGAGGAUGUCCAUGUUAACUUCAGUCAUGAAGAGUGGGCUUUGCUGGAUCCUUCCCAGAAGAGUCUCUACAAAGAUGUGAUGCUGGAAACCUACUGGAACCUCACUUCUAUAGGUUACAAAUGGGAAGACCACAGUAUUGAAGAACAUUGUCAAAGUUCUAGAAGACAUGGAAGGCAUAUCAACUGUCCUUCUGGAUACAAGCCAUGUGAGCAUAAGAGAUUUGGAACGAAGCAAUAUACCUCUGUUUCUCCCGGAAUAAUUAGAAGAUAUGUUGUAGUCCCUACUAUGAGAAGACAUGAUGACUGUGAUACAAGUUUAAACUCUCACAGUGGAGAAAACCUUUAUGAGUACAAGGAAUAUGGAAAUUCAUCUGGUUCACAUGGAAAUUCAUCUGGUUCACUUUACGCAUUUAGUGUGACUCACGAUAUAAGACAACAUUAUGCAUGCAAUCAGAGCUCUUCCAGUUCUUUUCAAAGAUGUGAAAAAACUCAUAUGGGAAGAGGAAGUGAUAAACUCGAGUUUUGUACUGAGGACUUUAACCAUCACAGGUAUCUUCAAACAUACAAAACAACCAAUAAUGAAGAGGAUCUCUAUGAACAUAAGGAACAUGAUACAGCCUUUAGAUGUGAUUACUCCAUAAAAGUACACCAAAGAACUCAUUUGGAAGGAGAACCCUAUGAAUAUAAUCAAAAUGAUAAUGUCUCUGCAUGUCACAAUCUUCAUCAAGUACAUAGAACUCAUAAUAGAGGGAAAAGGUAUGAAUAUCAGCAAUGUGAUGAAGCCUUUGCAAGCCCCAGUUAUUUUCAAAUAUAUACAAGACUUCAUUCUGGAGAGAAACCCUAUGAAUGUACUGAAUGUGAUAAAGCCUUUGCAAGUCCCAGUUAUUUUCAGAUACAUAAAAGAACUCAUACCGGAGAGAAACCCUAUGAAUGUAGUCAAUGUGGUAAAGCCUUUAUACAGAAGAGUCAUCUUUACAGGCAUGAAAGAAUUCAUACUGGAGAAAAACCCUAUGAAUGUAAUCAAUGUGGUAAAGCCUUUGCACACAAGUAUAAGCUUCUCAUUCAUGAAAGAAUUCAUACUGGAGUGAAACCCUAUGAAUGUAGUCAUUGUGGUAAAGCCUUUGCAGAGAAGGGCACUCUUCUGAGUCAUGAAAGAAUCCAUACUGGAGAGAAACCCUAUGAAUGUAAUCAGUGUAGUAAAGCCUUUGCGCAGAAGAGUGACCUUCGUACUCAUGAAAGAAUCCAUACUGGAGAGAAACCCUAUGAAUGUAAUCAGUGUGGUAAAGCAUUUGCACAGAAGAGUGGACUUCGCACUCAUGAAAGAAUUCAUACUGGAGAGAAACCCUAUGAAUGUAAGCUGUGUGGUAAAGCCUUUGCACAGAAGAGUAAUCUUCUCAGUCAUGAAAAAAGACAUAAUGCAGUGAAACCCUAUCUAUGUAAUCAAAGUGCUAAAUCCUUUGCAUUGGAGAAGAAUUUUCUCAUUCAAAAAAAUCAUACAGGAGAGAAAGCCUAUGAAUGUAAUCAGUGUGGUAAAGGUUUUGCAAAGAAGAGUCAUCUUUUAAGUCAUGAAAGAAUUCAUACUGGGGAGAAACCCUAUGAAUGUAAUCAAUGUGGUAAAGCUUUUUCAUGUAACAGUAAUCUUCGUACUCAUGAAAGAAUUCAUACUGGAGAGAAACCCUAUGAAUGUAAUCAAUGUGAUAAAGCAUUUGCACGUAAAAGUCAUCUUCAGAGUCAUGAAAGAUGUCAUACUGGAGAGAAACCGUAUGGGUAUAAUCAAUGUGGUAGAGACUUUGCAUGUAACAGCCCCCUGCAAAUAAAAGAAAGAACUCACAGUGGAGACAAAUUCCAUGAAUGUAAUCAAUGUGGUAAAGACUUUGCACAGAACAGUCAUCUUUACAAUCCUGAAAAAAAUCAUAUUCAACAAAAACCCAAUGAGUGUAAUCAGUGUGGUAAAGUCUUGCCAUGUUGCAUUGUCCUUCAAAAUCAUGAAAAAUAUCACACUGGUGAAAAUCCCCAUGAACCUAAUGAGUGAGUCAAGCCUUGCAGUCCACAUGUUUUUCCCACCGAGCUAUCUCAUUGGUGCUUGAGUAAGGUUAGUAGAGCCUCUCCUUAGUUAAAAUAUUGUGUCUUUCAAGUUGUUAACAUAUUGUAUUCCAAGAAUACAGAAAUGUGGUAAUUUGAAUAAUAAAUAUAUUUGCAAAUGAAA
This is a messenger RNA of Peromyscus maniculatus bairdii (prairie deer mouse), 2595 nucleotides long. RefSeq lists its product as uncharacterized. NCBI's taxonomy places the organism in Eukaryota, Metazoa, Chordata, Mammalia, Rodentia, Cricetidae. The record is from RefSeq and is a predicted model, not a curated record. Gene Ontology annotation, molecular function: DNA-binding transcription repressor activity, RNA polymerase II-specific; RNA polymerase II cis-regulatory region sequence-specific DNA binding. Gene Ontology annotation, cellular component: nucleus; nucleoplasm. Gene Ontology annotation, biological process: negative regulation of transcription by RNA polymerase II; regulation of cytokine production; regulation of immune system process.